AUGGACCGCCUGAAAGCGAAACGUGCUGCUAGGCGAACCCAGUCAACGAAAGUAAUGAAUGAGGCGACGACGUUUUUGGAGAGUGACUGCAACGACCGAACGGCGUUAAGCAAGGUUAUCGACAAGCUCGUCGCAAGCCGUGACGAACUUCGGAAGAUCAAUGCCGAGCUCGAGGAAGUGAUUCCGGUAGAGGAACUUGAGAGGGAGUACGAGUCUGCGGCGAAUUAUGACGACCAGGCACUCGAGACCCUGACGCGCCUACGGUGCCGGCUUGAAGAUCUGAGCCUCGGUAACACGCGACAGACUUCUCCUUCGACGACGCUCAACACGCCGCCUGCCCCAACGACAGCUGCAUCCCACAGCUUCGGACCUCGCCUUCCAACGCUAACCAUUAAGCCGUUUCAUGGGGACUUGUGUCAAUGGACGUCGUUUUGGGAGAGAUUCAACGGAGCUGUCCACACGAAUCCCACUCUGAGCACGACGGAUAAAUUUCAUUACCUACACAACUAUUUGGUGGGUGAAGCAGCAGCUGCAAUUGCCGGACUACCAACCACGGAAGCGUGUUAUGAAAGUGCUAUCCAGCUGCUGAAGCAGAGGUUCGGGGACAAGAGCAGGAUCGUACAGCAGCACUUCAGAGCGCUUCGUGAACUGCAGCCCGUGACCUCUCCAUCGGAUACAAGGGAGUUGCGAAGGCUUUACGACGCAGUCCAGCUUAAUGUCCGCUGCCUCAACGUCCUAGACGUCCCAACUAGUAGUUUUUCGGCGAUGCUCUACGACGUUAUGCUUCACUCUUUGCCACAAGAAAUCAUCGUGGCGUUCCACCGCCAUAGACGUCUACAGGAUGAAGCACAAGGCACGGGACGCGCUGCUUCAGGAGAGACAGCCACAACGUCUUGCGAAAAACUUGAGCAGCUCUUGCGGUAUACACAGAUAGAGCUCGAAACAAGAGAGCAAUGUGCUCCAUCGACGUUCUCUACCAAGGGCAGCGGGAACAACAGAAAGCAUGUGCCGUCAUCAUCGGUCCUACAUGCAUCCGAAGAAUCAAAGCAAGUACGGAACGAAUGUUUCUUUUGCAAGUCUAAGAGGCAUAAAACCGAAGCAUGCAGCGCUACCUUCACCAUAUCAGAGAAAAAAGACCGGCUGGCUAAAUUUAUGCGGUGCUAUCGAUGUACUAUGAAGGGCCACCGCGCAAACGAGUGCCGGCGGAGGUUGGUGUGCGUGACAUGCAAAGGCAGGCAUGCUACAACGAUGUGCGACCCAGUUUAUCGUGCGACAAGAGGCGAAAAGUCGCCCAACAUGGUCUCUGCUGCUACUAAGCCAAUAAAAGAAGAGUCACCGCGGUCGACUGCCGUUACAAGCUGUCAACUUGACGAAGCCGUCAACUUACAGACUUUCCGUUCUUGGAUUGUCGGGUUCAACGAGACGUCUUAUGUCAGAGGCAUCUUCGACGGAGGCAGUCAACGCACGUUCAUUAAGGAAGACAUGGUGACACGGUUGGGUCUAAAAAUCCUUAGAGAGACUUGCCUUGCGGUGAACACGUUUGCAUCAGACGCUCCUUCUCGUGUGAGAAAGUGCAAUGUCGUCGAGGUUCGCCUACGUAGCCAGUUUGAUUACAACGAGCACGUCAUCGAAGCCAUCGCCAUGCCAGUAAUUUGCCACGACAUCCCUGCCACGGCUAUGGAAUGCUCCUUCGCAGCCAAAUUGCGAGAGCAAAAUUAUCGGCUGGCAGACGAGCAAACUGUGCCUAGACAGUGUGGCGAAAAAGGAAUUAGCCUGCUCAUAGGAUCUGAUCAACUGUGGAAGAUCGUGAGCGGCGACAUCAUACGCAGCACGGAAGUACAAGGAUUGGUAGCGGUCAAGACCACUCUCGGAUGGACGCUCCAAGGUCCUGUCACAAAAACGAGCUUCAUAAGCGGAACAUCCGAGGUGAUGAUCUGCGUCCUGCGAGUCCAAGCUGAAGAAAGUAAAGGAUUGGAGGAAAACAUACUGGAGUCAUUUUGGACGUUAGAUGCCAUGGGAAUUGCACCAACGGAAGCAACUCACGGGUGCUCAGACACCUUGUCUGUUUUCGAAAGUAAGAUGACAAAGAUCGGAAAAAGGUACCAAGUAGCCGUGCCACGUAAACACCCGGAUAUCGAGAUGCUACAAGACAACUACAGCGUCGCACUUACCCGACUACGAAAUCUGGUUAAACGUAUCUCGCAGUCAGGAGGAUUGCUGGAGAGAUAUGAUACAGCGAUUCGUCAGUACAUUGUUUCCGGCCACGCUGAAGUUGUACUUGACAACGAAUCAAUAGAUGGCCCUGCGUACUACAUGCCACACAGGGAGGUCAUUCGAGAGGACUCACUCACCACCAAGCUCCGCGUGGUCUUUGAUGCGUCGUCUCACGCCAAAGGAGAGAAAUCUCUGAACAGUUGCCUUGAAACUGGACCGAACCUAAACCCGGACCUACUUCAGGUUCUCCUCCGUUUCAGAUGGUAUUUAGUACCAAUGACAGCAGACAUCGAGAAGGCGUUCUUGCAAGUCGAGAUAAGAAAAGAGGACCGUGACCUAUUCAGGUUUAUGUGGUUUGACAAAAGACCUGAUGUCCCUUUCAAGGAAGAAGAAGUACAGAUUUGGCGAAUGACCAGAGUACCUUUUGGAUCUACAGCUAGCUCAUUCAUGCUUACGGCUACUAUCCAGCAUCACUUGAAGAGACAAGUCCAUCCCGAAAAAAAGGCAGUAGCACAGCUACUUCUGAAGUCAUUUUACGUGGAUGACCUCUUAUUCGGAGCGAAUGACAUAGAGGAAGCAGCAACUCUUUACAAGUACACGAAAGAACUGAUGGAUGGUGCUGGCAUGCCUUUAAAGAAAUGGAGCUCAAGCUGCAGAGAACUGGAACAGCUGUUCGACUCCAACGAUGCGCUUACCCAGGAUAGCGCUGGACAUCAAGCAAAAGUUCUAGGAAUGGGUUGGUCCAAAGAAACAGACACCUUUAUCUACAACCCGGAGAACAUCCUGACUUUCUUGGAGAAGGCAAAGGACACUAAGCGUUUUGUACUCCAAACCGUGUCGAGGAUCUACGACCCAUUAGGCUUUCUUGCACCGUACGUGGUACGAGGGAAGAUGCUGUUUCAGCAGUUAUGGAUUUCAAAAGUCGACUGGGAUGAUGAUCUUCCCGAUCACAUUAGGGCAAAAUGGCACGACUGGAGAAACCAGCUUAUUCAGCUUCCGAAAGUCAACGUUCCCCGGAACCUCAGGAGUGGAGUUGCAGCACCACGUGACAAUCAGCUACACGUAUUCGUCGACGCAAGCACAAAAGCGUAUGGAGCUUGUGCAUAUCUUCGUGUAGAAGAUAUGAAUGGAAAUGUAACGAGCACUCUGAUUACAGCCAAGUCAAGGAUAGCCCCAUUGAAAGCUCUAUCAUUGCCAAGACUAGAGCUAAUGGGUGCGUUAACAGGAAGCCGACUGUUAAAAUAUAUAGUGAAAACAUGCGGCGAUCUCAUGCCCAGAGCGCAAUGUUUUCUCUGGACUGACUCAACCAUAGUGCUUGGCUGGUUACAGCGAGAGACUUCGACUUUAGACGUAUUCGUCAAGAACCGAGCCAAGGAAAUUCUGGAUAAUACGUCGGAAUGCACCUGGAGCCAUUGUCCAGGAGAAACAAACCCUGCGGAUAUGAUUACCCGAGGUGUAUCUUUAGACGCAUUGGCUACCGACGUAGUCUGGUGGCAAGGACCCGCUUGGCUCAGUAAAGACUCAGCAAAAUGGCCAGCUGUGAAGAAGUCACCGCCCCAGAUAAACGACAUGCUAGGCAUAACAGUGACAAAGCCAACGACGCUGUACUCAACAGGCAGCACAGUGCAUUUAGCCCCACUGCUGGAUGCCACGAAGUUCAGCUCACUGCACAAGCUCCUUCGGAUCACAGCAUGGGUGCAGCGUUUUGUGUCCAAGGUUAGGUUCAAGACUAAGGAAGAUGGAGCCAUAUCUCCAUUUACUGGUACCAUUUACUCCGACAAUGACCUUACCUUCAAGCGGACGUCUCGGGAGCUACAAAAGAUAUGGAAGGUUAUUCGAAAAGACGACUUCCAGGCUUACAUUGCAAACCAAAGGAUACAGUGGAAGUUCAUAGUCGAAGCGGCCCCAUGGUGGGGAGGCUGGUGGGAACGAUUGGUUGGGACUGUGAAGACGGCACUACGAAAAGUUUUAGGCCGAAGCUGUCUGUGCGCAGAAGAACUAUCAACCAUCUUGACUGAGGUUGAAGCGGUUCUCAAUUCACGGCCACUAACGUAUUGUCGUGAUCGGGCCAGCGAACCUGCAGCUCUCACGCCAGCGCAUUUCCUAGUCGGCCAGCAACUGACGACGUUACCAGAAGGAAAUACAUUGUCAAAACAGGGAGCAAGCCACGGGGCCAAAGACUACCAGCGCCGUUUCCAACAUCGACAGAAAAUGAUGGAAGACUUCUGGAAGCGAUGGAAACAUGAGUAUUUGCUUCAGCUACCAUCUGCUCAUCGCUCACCCACGCAUCACUCAAGAAACUUAAAGGUCGGCGACAUCGUGAUUGUGGACAUUCCUAACACGCCCAAGUUAUUCUGGCCACUAGCCCGGGUUCAAGAAGUGUACCCAGGAAACGACGGAGUGGUGCGCGCCUGUUUAGUGCGAUUACAGGGAGGCAAAGUAGUCAAGAGGCCAGUGCAGAAGCUACAUAGUCUAGAGCUAGAUGAUACCACAUUUGAGGCCCCGGAGGAUGCUCUUGCACUACCUCCAGGAUCGGCCCACCUUUGA
Molecule: messenger RNA, 4761 nt
Organism: Rhipicephalus sanguineus (brown dog tick)
Lineage: Eukaryota; Metazoa; Arthropoda; Arachnida; Ixodida; Ixodidae
Exons: 2
Coding region: 1-4761 (1586 amino acids)
Biological process (GO): DNA integration
Molecular function (GO): nucleic acid binding; zinc ion binding
Source: RefSeq, a predicted model, not a curated record